Molecule: messenger RNA, 429 nt
Organism: Lactuca virosa
Lineage: Eukaryota; Viridiplantae; Streptophyta; Magnoliopsida; Asterales; Asteraceae
Source: the annotation of a GenBank genome assembly
AUGGCUCAUGCUGAAGAAUUAUGGUCUGAAGCCUCUACUUCUAAACAAGAAGUCCUUUUUCACCAACACCUGGCCGAGCAGAGAUUUGAAGAACUUCAUUGGAUUGUACGGGAGGGUAUAUCUUCUUCGGUUCCAUAUGUGUUGAACUCAGAAGAGUUUAGCACGAUGAAUGCUACGCUUCAAUCUGCCGCCAUUGAACUUGGUCUACUCCGAGAUUUCCUUCAGAUGAAGAUAAAAUACUCAGUGGAGUUUGAUGGAAAAGAAGUUUUGUACUCCUAUCCAAAUGUCGAGGAUGAUAUACUACAACGCUUCUUUUAUCUUACCAAUUAUGACUAUCUUUUCUUAAAGAUGCAAAAUACUGGUAGUAUGGACGCGGGUUUAUUGAAGAAGCAUUUGGAGGAUUCUGACUUAACUACCGAUGAUGAUUAA